Prunus armeniaca (apricot) is the source of this 348-nucleotide messenger RNA. NCBI's taxonomy places the organism in Eukaryota, Viridiplantae, Streptophyta, Magnoliopsida, Rosales, Rosaceae. The record is from the annotation of a GenBank genome assembly.
AUGAGUGUCGAAAUUGAGGACAAUCUGAUAAGAGAGAGAGGAGCUAAGGUGAUAAAUAUGGUUCAGGCAAAGCAGCACAAGUGGAACAAAAACUCUGAAACUAGUAAGCAGAAAGAAAAGGACAAUUCAAGUGCUCUCAAACCAGUUGGAAACAAAUGCUUCUUUUGCAAGAAAGGUGGACAUAUGAAGAAAGAAUGUAGGAGGUACAAGAAGUGGUUGGACAAACAAAAGGCUAAAGACAGUGGAGCAUCUAUUCAUGUGACUAUUUCUUUGCAGGGGUUCAUAAGGAAGAGGUUGCCAAGCAAGGAUGAAGUGAAGGUGUUCAUGGGCAAUGGAGAGAAAGUUUAA